UUGAAUUUCAAUUAUAACACAUCACUUCAUUUUUAUAGGGUUUAUGUUUUUAUUGGAUUAAAUCCCUAAAAAUCCCACUUCCUCCCUGCCGUUCGUUGUUCUCAUCGUCGUCUUCGUCUACGUCUCCUCAUCCUUCAACCCUAAAAGCGUGAAUUCUUCGUUGCUAUCACCACCAUGGUACGCUCGAAGCCGCCUUCCAAGAAGCCCAACAGGGGCGUCGACUUCAAGAAAAUCAAACGCAAGAUUGGGAAGAAGCUGCCUCCUCCCAAGAAUCAGACCAGCACUGAGAUAAAGUCUAAAGCCAUUGUUCUUCCGGAGCAGAGUGUGGCUUCGGAGAGGUCCGGCAUGGCUGUUAAUAAGAAGGGAUUGACUCUUAGAGAACUCCUCCAACAAACUUCCCAUCAUAAUGCUAAGAUUCGGAAAGUUGCCUUAAAUGGUAUUAGGGAUCUUGUUCUGAAACACCCGUCAGAGCUUAAACUCCAAAAGCUUUCCAUCAUAGAGAAGCUUCGAGAGCGAAUUUCCGACAGUGAUAAAUUGGUUCGAGAAACGCUAUAUAACCUUUUGAAAACAGUGAUUUUUCCUUCAUUAAAAGAGGAAUUUACUGGAUCAAUGAUCUCUAUGAUGAUGGCUUAUGUUUUCAAUGCAAUGACGCAUAUUGCAAUUGAUAUUCGUUUAAUGGCUUUCAAAUUUUUUGAACUCAUAGUUAUCAGCUUCCCAUCCUCAUUUCUCUUAUAUGCUGAAAAGGUUCUUGACAACUACGUUGAUAUUUUGAAAAACAACCAGAUCUAUUUACAGGACAAGAGCAAACUUAAAAGUGCUCUUGCUGGGCUUGUGCGCUGCUUAUCUUUGUUGGUGGACAGGGAGGAUAUAUUAUCAAAUAAAAGUAAAAUUUUAGAGCAUGAGUGCCUGCACAGUUAUGAGGUAGAGCUUCCCAAGGACCAUUCAGGAAUGCCUUCUGUUUUGAAGAGAAUAGAAGACCUUGUACCUUUAUUGGUGAACUCUUUCCAUGACUCUGCUUUAUCGAUUCAAGCAAUGCCUGUGAUUGAUGGGCAAUCAUUUGACUGCAUUCUAUGCACACUACAAAAUAUAAAUCUGGCAGUUAAAGUAUUUGUUGAUGAAAUAAACCGACCUCACAUGAGUCAUGAAUUUUCUUCUACUCUGCCAUCUAAUGGAACUAAGCUAAUGCCAAACACCAUGCUUAUGUAUUUAAAGAAAUUGGGGGAUUCAUUUCCUAUUGACAAAAUUUAUCACUCUGCUGAAAAGGAAGGGGAGAGAUUUUUCAUCUUGAAUCUUGGAAUUACUGAAAUCUUCCUGCACCUUAUUACCUGGAUUGAUGAUCCAAACCUUCUUGAGAAACUUCUUCAUUUCAUUGAAAGUUUUCUUCUUAAACAGGGCAGUCGUAAUUUGUCAGCUACUAAGACUAUUUUGGAAAAGCAAUUGGUAUCAAUUAUAUCUUUGUUCCCCAGAAUUGUGGCCAUUUCAAGUGAUUGGAGACUCCGACUUUUAGAGGCCUUCACAACUGCGUUCAGAAAUUGCAAGGUGGAGUCCACACAUUGUUUGGCAUAUUUAGCUGCCAUUGAGGAAAUGCUCAAGGAUGACUGUGCUUUUAAACCCUGUGAUCCGGACAUGUUAAGCUAUCAAAUUAUUUGGUUGCAAGAGCUGCCUAAUUUAUUGUUGAAGUUAGGUGAUAGGCAUCCUCCUUUGUCAAAGGUUAUUUUGAAACUUCUGCUUCAGAUUGGGCAAUGCUCCCCACAAAACUCUCCACUUGCUUCCGAAUAUAACCGCCUGCAAUGGCGAUUAAAAGAGUUUUAUGGUACCCAAGUUGUUGCAGGGUCUGUAAAUUAUGGACCAUUCAUUAAGCUCCGGACUGAUUGUCAGGAGCUUUCCAUAUGUUGUCUGUAUUAUUUUUCAACUUUGAAUUCGGAUCUGCUGCAGUCUAUCACCUGUUGUUGCUUAUGUAAUCAUUUGGAUCACUCUGUAUUAUUGCGGAUAAUAGAAGUUUUGGAGUCUGCAUUUAGAGCUGCUCAUCUGCCGAUCUCUGACUAUAUUGGGUUUUUGGUCACUUUAAUUGCUCGCUUUAAAGUUUAUCCUGGUAAGCUCACCUUCUGGCCUUGA
Messenger RNA from Dioscorea cayenensis subsp. rotundata (Guinea yam), 2115 nucleotides. RefSeq lists its product as uncharacterized. Bases 175 to 2115 code for a protein of 646 amino acids. The transcript has 15 exons. Gene Ontology annotation, cellular component: nucleus. The record is from RefSeq and is a predicted model, not a curated record. NCBI's taxonomy places the organism in Eukaryota, Viridiplantae, Streptophyta, Magnoliopsida, Dioscoreales, Dioscoreaceae.